AUGCAGUGUUUGCCUUUCCCUAAAGCAGUGAUACGUAAGAUUAACUCCAUAUGUCGGACUUUCUUCUGGACGGGUAGUAUAGAGAAAAGCCGUAAAGCCCCCGUUGCUUGGAAAUCUGUGUGCCAACCUAAGCGUAAUGGUGGUCUGAAUCUCAUUGACCUUGAGGGUUGGAAUCAUAUUUCUUUGCUGAAACUGUUAUGGAAUCUUUGUGGCAAAUCAGAUAGCCUUUGGGUAAAAUGGAUCCAUGCAUAUUAUACUAAAAACCAGCAGAUCAUGGAGGCUGCUAUACCAGAUAAUGCCUCCUGGAUAAUGAAGGCUGUUAUGAAGCAACGCGAGUAUACCCUUCAAAAUCCGGUGUGGACAGAGAUGUUGAAUGCCCAGAAAUUUAAUAUGAGAAAGAUGUACUUGGCUAAUUAUGAUAGAUCUCAAAGUGUUCCGUGGAGAACUUUGUUCUACGGAAACGUGGCCCGUCCUAGAGCUCUUGUCAACCUCUGGAUUGCUUGUAAUGGGAGGUUGGCAACUCGUGACAGAUUACACAAGUUUGGGAUUAUUGACACAACUUGUUGUUGCUUCUGCAGUGCUGAUGAAACUCAGCAGCACCUUAUGUUUGAUUGUAAUGAAACAAGAGAUAUUUGGAGGAAAGUCCUUGAAUGGAUUCAGAUUGCUCAUUAUCCACUGGGCUGGUGUCAAGAAGUGGAGUGGAUUAUGAAACAGACUAAAGGUAAAGGAGAUCGUGCAAAGAUCCUAAAAUUGGCCUUCACUGAAUGUGUCUAUGAGGUUUGGAGGUAUCGAAAUGAUAUUAGUUUUGGUAAUGCUGUACAGAACAAUCAUACUGAUGAGAAAAUUAUUGAUACUAUUGUCUAUAGGGGUUGGACCAAUAGAAAAUUAAGGACAUGCCUAGCUAAACUCAUGAUGUAA
Trifolium pratense (red clover) is the source of this 918-nucleotide messenger RNA. RefSeq lists its product as uncharacterized. NCBI's taxonomy places the organism in Eukaryota, Viridiplantae, Streptophyta, Magnoliopsida, Fabales, Fabaceae. The coding region runs from base 1 to 918 and encodes 305 amino acids. The record is from RefSeq and is a predicted model, not a curated record. The transcript has a single exon.